AUGACAUGAGAAGAAUGAACAAAAAAUCGCGAAAUAUUCUCCUUUCAUGAAUUUUUUUGAUGAUGUGAAAGCUUGAAGUAAUGAUUUAAAUGUCGGUGUCCCUUGUGGUGUUCAGACUUGAACUUGCGGAUGGAUGCGUUCCUCCCAUUGAUCUAGAAUUCUGUGCAUCUGGUUUCCAAAUCAGUCAUAAAAUGUCAUCAGCAAAAAAAGGUACUGAUAAAACAUCAUUACAAACUAAUCAACCAGAAGAGCAUGAGGAACAGAGAGAUAGUGGCCCAGUACCUGAAGAAAUACAGAGACUUCAUCGAGGACAAAGAGAACUUAACAGUCUGACAAUAGAAACAGUACAACAAGGAGAAAAAAGAAACUCUGACGCAGAUUCAUCCACUAGAGAUAAGACAGGGGGUACUGUAAUAGAUGACUCAUCGCAAUGGCUGGGAAAAAUAGGRUUCUUUUCUGGGAAUCCAACAGUGGAAACUGUGAAUGGAAUUCUUCACAUUUACAAAAACAAUGAAAUGACAUCCCUUGCAAAAGGAAUUUCAAGAAGUCAGACAAUCUGCAUGCUUGGAGUACCUGCAAAACUUGCCUGUAUUGAUUUGCUACAAUUYGUGGCYCCAUCAGAGGAAUACAUAGAGCAAAUAAAGAUCAUUAGAGAUACCACGCCUAAUCAGUACAUGGCUUUGAUUAAAUUUAAAGACCAGGAACUUGCAGAUGAGUUUUAUAACACAUACAAUGGACAACCUUACAACUCAUUUGAAGAGGAGGUUUGUCAUUUGGUUUAUGUUGCUAAAGUAGAGAUAAUGAAGUCAUCAGAGGGAGCCAGUCUACCAAUUGCUGGUCUUACAGAGCUACCAAAAUGUCCAGUUUGCUUAGAACGGAUGGAUGAGUCAGUUGAGGGUGUUCUUACCAUAUUGUGCAACCACUCAUUCCAUGGCAGCUGUUUGUCCAAAUGGGAUGAUAGCAGCUGUCCUGUAUGUAGAUAUGUCCAGACUCCUGAACCAACWAGUGAAAAUAAGUGUUUUAUGUGUGAUUCAACAGAGAGUUUAUGGAUCUGUCUGAUAUGUGGUCAUGUUGGGUGUGGACGUUAUGCAAGUUGCCAUGCUUAUGAACAUUAUAAAGAAACACAGCAUACAUAUUCACUUGAACUUGGUACGCAACGUGUGUGGGACUACACUGGAGAUAAUUAUGUACACCGGUUGAUUCAAAAUAAGACGGAUGGUAAAUUAGUCGAGUACGGACCAGGCAGGGACCAGUUAGGCGAUGAAGAGAAGCUGGAUUCACUUACGCUAGAGUACACMUACCUUUUAACAAACCAACUAGAAAAUCAGAGAUUAUACUUCCAAGAAAAGAUUACGCAAAUUGAAACUGAAGCUGCUGACCAGGUGAGCGCUAUGGAGGAACGCUCCAAAAAGACUAUGGAAGAAUACCAGAAGCUGGAAGUAAAGCUUGUUGAUGUGGAAAAAGAAAAGAAAGCAUUCGAGAAAAAAUAUUCUCAGGUUGUCACCAAAGUCGGGAAACUAGAGAACGAUCUUAAAGAAGAACGCGAGCUUAACAAGUGUCUUCGCGACAAUCAGAAAUUAUGGCACGACAAAUUUUCAGUCAUGGAAAAAAAGUUCAAGGAAACAGAGGCUCAAUCUAAACAGGAAAUAAAAGAACUUCAAGAACAAAUCAGUGAUUURAUGCGUCACUUUGAAACCCAACAAGCCAUUGCUUGUGCACCAGAGGACACUAGACAGGAACUACAAGAUGGUCAUAUUGUUCUUGGAGAACCAUCAACAGACAAGAAAAUAAAAACCAGACGAAAACGAAGAUGAAAUUCUCGUCCAUGAUGAAACCCUUCGACGGCCACCGCGAGGAGGGAUAUAAACUUUUGCGAAGGGAAGCUGUAAAAGAAUUUCAGCUUUUUCUCUAUAUAUGCUUUAUUGCAGAAAAAAAAACAUCAGAAAAAUAACAUUUGCAAGUUCAAAUCAUAGUAUCCAAUUGUCCUAUUAURUAGGUUUAUUUUUACGACGUUCUAUCAGUUAGUAUACCAGUAAAAUUCAAAGAGCAUAAAAGUUUAACUACACAAAUUAUAUGAAUGAAUCACGCUGUAAAUACUGAAAAUGAAUAGUUUAUUGGGUUAAGAGACACUUACAAAUUAUUUUUCAGUCAAUCUAAUAAAACUAGAAGUUCCUGCUGA
This is a messenger RNA of Exaiptasia diaphana, 2179 nucleotides long. Its product is annotated as BRCA1-associated protein. Gene Ontology annotation, biological process: Ras protein signal transduction; protein ubiquitination. The transcript is spliced from 20 exons. Lineage: Eukaryota; Metazoa; Cnidaria; Anthozoa; Actiniaria; Aiptasiidae. Gene Ontology annotation, molecular function: ubiquitin protein ligase activity; zinc ion binding. Gene Ontology annotation, cellular component: cytoplasm. Bases 90 to 1814 code for a protein of 574 amino acids. The record is from RefSeq and is a predicted model, not a curated record.